AGCAAAUUGCAAAAAUUGUAUUCCAUUCUGGUUUUAUCAGAAACACAAUUGUGUACUUUUUUUUUCUUGGUCCAAUUAAGCAAGAGGGAAAGAAUUGACCCUUGCUUUGCUUGCACCCGUUAUCUGAGUUGGUAUGUUUUCCUAAAACGAUGCAUACCUUCAACCAAUCUACCACAAAGACAACUAAGUUUAGAGGCAACAAUGACCUCAUGAGAAAACCUCUUCAGCUAAAAAUUAAUAUUAAUUUAGCAUAGCAGCAGUGCAUGUGAGUUGUGCCACGACCCUUCUCAGACAUCCAGCCAACUACUACUAAUCUAACUUUACAUCACGACAAUCUUGUCCUUCAUCAUGGCUGCUUCGUUUUCUUAAACCUUUCCUUUUUUCUCUUGGACAGUACGAGGCAAGGAAAGUGCUCCUUCUUUGCCAUUAAUUUUGGAUUCUGUGGUAAUUGAUCUACUCAUGGGAAUCCAGCUGGUCUUGUUUCUCUUUCUGGCUUCUCUGCGAUUGGGUUUAUCUCAAGAUGUUGAACAUGGUUUGAUUCUAGUAGAAGGAACUCAAGCAAUCGCUGAAACUGAUGAUAACUUCAUCUGUGCAACUAUUGAUUGGUGGCCUCAUGAAAAGUGUGAUUACAACAAUUGCCCCUGGGGUAAUUCAUCUGCUGCAAAUUUGGACUUGUCUCAUCCUUUCCUUGUGAAGGCAAUCCAAGCUCUCAAGCCUUUGAGGAUAAGAGUUGGAGGUUCUUUGCAAGAUCAGUUGCUGUAUGAGGUAGGAAGUUUGAAGUCCCCUUGUCAUCCAUUUCAAAAGAUGAAAGGUGGAUUGUUCGGAUUUUCAAAGGGGUGUUUGCAAAUGAAAAGGUGGGAUGAGCUGAAUCAUUUUUUCGAUAAUACAGGGGCCAUUGUGACAUUUGGUUUGAAUGCACUCAAGGGGAGGCACCCCAGUGGCCAUAAUACUCUUUGGCAAGGAGACUGGGACUCUUCCAAUGCUUAUGGUUUAAUCAAUUACACUGUUUCAAAGGGGUACAAGAUUGACUCAUGGGAAUUUGGUAACGAGUUGAGUGGGAAGGGCAUUGCAGCAAGUGUGAGUGCUGUACAGUACGGGAAAGACUUGAUAAAGCUUAAAGAAGUUUUAAACUCAUUAUACAAUAACUCCGAUUUCAAACCUUUACUUGUAGCACCUGGAGGGUUCUAUUCUAAGGACUGGUAUGAUAAGCUUCUUCAGGUUACAGGUCCAGGCAUAGUCAAUGUGCUCACUCAUCAUCUCUAUAAUUUGGGCCCAGGUAGUGACGAGCAUCUUGACAGGAAGAUUCUAGAUCCCGAACACUUGAGCAAGGUGGAAUCAAUUUUCAGAAGUCUUUCAGAAACCAUUAAAAAAUAUGGUCAUUGGUCUUCUGCAUGGGUAGGAGAAGCUGGUGGAGCAUUCAACAGCGGUGGUCGUCAAAUUUCUAACACAUUUGUAGAUAGCUUUUGGUACUUAGAUCAACUUGGAAUGGCAUCCAGAUACGACACUAAGGUUUACUGCAGACAAACUAUAAUUGGAGGAAACUACGGACUUCUCGAUACCACUACUUUCGUUCCUAAUCCUGACUACUACAGUGCACUUUUGUGGCAUCGACUAAUGGGGAAGACUGUUCUUGCAGCCAGUAGUGAUGUUUUUUCACCUUCUUUACGCACUUAUGCACAUUGUUCGAAAGGCAGAGAUGGUAUAACAUUACUGCUGAUCAAUUUGAGCAAUCAGACUGGUUUCACACUGAUGGUUCGUGAUCGAGUGCCUCUGAGUAGUGGAGGACAUGAAAAGGGUACAAGUAUACAUGUAGAAAAUUCAUUCAUAAAUAAUCUGAAGAGGGCAUUUUCUUGGAUUGGAAGAAAAGGAUCAGAUGUGACAUUCAGGGAGGAGUACCACUUAAAUUCAAAAGAUAAUUACCUUAGAAGCCAAACCAUGUUGCUGAAUGGUGUUCCCCUAGAGUUGACAAAUGAUGGAGAAAUUCCGAAGAUGGAACCACGUCUCAUUAGUGUGCACUCUCCAAUACACUUAGCUCCUUUAUCCAUUGCAUUUGUUGUAUUGCCCUACUUUGAUGCUCCACCUUGUGCUGCUCAAACAAAACUUUAACCCAAACCCUCCUUAAGUGAAUCUUGUAGACUACUAAUUAUUAGGACUGUCAUUAUGUAUUUAAUAGCUUAUAUAUACUUGUGUCAAAGUUGUAAUCACCUUUACACUUUAUUCAAAUUAUUUAAAAUUU
Molecule: messenger RNA, 2236 nt
Organism: Vigna umbellata (rice bean)
Lineage: Eukaryota; Viridiplantae; Streptophyta; Magnoliopsida; Fabales; Fabaceae
Product: heparanase-like protein 1
Cellular component (GO): plant-type cell wall; membrane
Molecular function (GO): beta-glucuronidase activity
Source: RefSeq, a predicted model, not a curated record